AUGAUUUCCCAAUAAUUUUAAGAUUAGAUAGUAAAUAUAAUAAUAAUUUUUUUAGUGAAAUAUAAUUAAAUAAUAAAAAUAACAUAUACGAAAUAAAGGAUAGUUAAUAUAAUAUUUUAGUUGAUUAUGAUAAGAUAUUUUAUAAAAAUUUACUUUAAUAAGAUAAUGUAGAAAGUUAGGCUAUAAAUAAUUCUUUAUUAAGAAAAUAAUUCAGAAACAUUACUUUAUAGUUUAUUUCUGCUUUUGAGGAUUAUUUUAAUAAUUAAUAAAAUGAUAUAAAAAAAUUUGAUUAAAAAGAGUUUUUAAAAAAUAUUGAAUUAAGAAAAUAUUAACCAUGUUUUGAAAAUUUAUUUGAUAGGAAGAAAAAAAUAAUAACUUUGUAUGAAAAAUUUAUUCGAUCAGUUAAUUUUCUUAAUUAUAUAAAAUCGAAGAAAAAUACUUAUUUUACAAAAAAGAAUAUUCAAUGAAAAAUAAAUAUCUAUAAAAAAUAGUAUAUACAUUUAAAAAAUGUAAUAAUAUUUUUUUAAAAUUUGUAUAUAUAUGAAACAAAUAAUAUUAAAUAUAAUUAAAUAUUAUUAAUAUAUUUUUAUUUUAAUUAUGUUAAAAAAAAUGUUUAAAGUUAAUUCAAAAAUAUGA
Molecule: messenger RNA, 636 nt
Organism: Ichthyophthirius multifiliis
Lineage: Eukaryota; Ciliophora; Oligohymenophorea; Hymenostomatida
Exons: 3
Source: RefSeq, a predicted model, not a curated record